ACAGCCGACCAGCAGUACCUGGAGGGCUCUACAGCAGACCAGCAGUACCUGGAGAGCUCCAUGGAUGGAUUUGGGAUGAAUUUGGGAUGGAUUUGGGGCCGUUUUAGGGUUCUAACCCCCAUUUUUCCCCACAGACAGCCGACCAGCAGUACCUGGAGGGUUUCAGGGAUAGAUUUGGGAUGGAUUUGGGUUUCUGAACCCCAUUUUUCCCCACAGACAGCAGACCAGCAGUACCUGGAGGGUUUCACGGAGGAGCUGGAGGCGUUCAAGGAGCGCGUGCGGGGCCGGGCGCGGGCGCGGGUGGAGAAAGCUCUCCGGGAGUACGAGGAGGAGGAACGGCAGAAACGCCUCGGGCCCGGCGGCCUCGACCCCGUGGACGUCUACGAGUCCCUGCCCCCCGAGCUGCAGAAAUGCUUCGAUGUCAAAGACGUUCAGAUGCUGCAGGACACCAUCAGCAAAAUGGACCCAACCGAGGCCAAGUACCACAUGCAGCGCUGCAUCGAUUCGGGGCUCUGGGUCCCCAACGCCAAAAGCGGCGACGGAGCAGAAAAAGGCGCCGGGGAAGCCGUUUAYGAGGAGAUCAAAAAGGAAAACGGUGCUGAGGACAAAGCAAAACCCUGAACAGACCCGGGAUCCGCUGGAAAAAGAGGCGGAAAAGGUCAAAAAUAAAAAAAAAACCACAACAA
Malurus melanocephalus (red-backed fairy wren) is the source of this 686-nucleotide messenger RNA. RefSeq names its product hsp90 co-chaperone Cdc37-like. The record is from RefSeq and is a predicted model, not a curated record. Gene Ontology annotation, molecular function: heat shock protein binding; protein-folding chaperone binding. Gene Ontology annotation, cellular component: cytoplasm. Gene Ontology annotation, biological process: protein folding; protein stabilization. The annotation marks the transcript as partial. The transcript is spliced from 4 exons. NCBI's taxonomy places the organism in Eukaryota, Metazoa, Chordata, Aves, Passeriformes, Maluridae.